UCCAUGGUGGAUGGGCCUUCUAGGCAGGCCGGAGGAAGGAGAGGGUCUUGGAAAGAGAUGUUGUGGGGUCCUAAAAGGGUGGAGUUUAGAACUAAAUUGUCUUAUGGGCGGGGCCCAUGAGAGAGCUGAAAGGGAGGAGCUACGUAGCGGUGUUCGUAAUGGACGGAGCUUAGAGGGAGGGACUAACGACGAGGGGCGGAGCAUUUAUAAAGAGGAGGAGCUAAGGAUAACAUUCUAAAGGGGUGGGGCCUAGGACUGCAAGGCCAGGGGGUGGGGAAGAAGACGUCGGAAUAUUUCAAAGGGAGAUCCAGGUUCGUAAGGGGCCGGCCUCUUGCUCGCUCACAGGAGGGCGGGGCCUCGAGCCCGGGGGCGGGGCCUAGAUCUCGGGGUCCGCCCUCGCUGUCUCGCCCACUUGCUAUCACCCGUUUCACCCGCGUUCUUUUCGGUUAUUUUCUGCUACGGCCGUUCCCCGCCCCGCCCUGGGCCCAGGGGGCCGCGGUCUGAACUUUGGUCGGCUGGAGGAGUCGGUGAGUGGGAACCUCUGGGCGAAGGCGGGGCCAGGACGGAGUUGGAGAAAGGGGUGGGGCCUCAGUGUUGAAGCCGGCUGGUAGACCAGGAGCCGGAAAAGUUUAGAAGUGAGGCCCGAAAAUCUGCCGCUGCCUGGGAAGAGGGCGAGACCCAAAUGAUCGACACACAGAGAGGGAUCGGAGGGUUAGAGGUGAGGACUAAGGGCUUAGCAAGACAAGAAGACCACGGAGGCGGGGCCAGACCUGGAGCGGGUGAUGAGGCCCUAUACCGACAAUCGGGGGCGGAACCAGAGAGCAGGGGCGGGGCCUGGGGCUCCCAAGCCAGGUUAGAAGACUGGGAGAGGAGUUUGAACUCCUUGCAGGCCUUACAGGCUACUGAGCGCAAUCAUCAUGAGUGAUGUGGCCUGAGUGACUGACAGGAAAGAGGGCAAGACUGCGUCUUGGAGCCUAGAAACCGGGGACGUGGUCAAAGUGUAGGGAUGUGACCUGAGGGGCAAGUCGGGGUGGGGUGAGGGGGCAGGGACGGAACCUUAGUACACUAAGAGAAUGGAGCCUAAGUGUCUGAACAGCAGCUGAAUGGGGCCAUGAGAAAGAAGGCAUGACAGUAGCUGAAUGGGACGAUGGGGAAGAACGCUUGAGUUUCGAGAGUCAGGGAACAGGAGUGCGGCUAGCGACUGGUGCCUGAGUGGAUCUUGGAACACAGGGGCGGGUCUGGGGUGGACGGGUAGGACCAAAUACAGCCAGCCUCGUGGAGUCCCCACAGUUUUAGCAGACUGACUGGCGGAAGCUCUUCUGACAGUCCCCGACCUCCGUCAGAAAUGGGGAACGUGCAGUCGGAGCCGUCCGCGGGCGGGGGCUCCCGAAAAGAGCAGGCCUCGGACCGCUCCUCUGACUCCCGCCGGACGUCCCUGGUGGAGCCCGAGGUGACCCCCUCCUCCCCGGCCAUGCGCCUGGCUCGCGGGCUGGGCGUCUGGUUUCCUGGCAGCUCCGCGCCCCCGGGAAUCCUGGUACCCCCAGAGCCCCAGGCCUCACCCUCGCCCCUGCCCCUGACCUUACAACUGCCCUCGCCAGUGACGCCCCUUUUAGAGGAGGCGGCUGCGGCCGCGGUCUCCACACCACCCCCGCCCCCCGUGGGGACCCUGCUGCCCGCGCCAUCUAAGUGGCGAAAACCCACGGGCACUCCGGUGCCCCGGAUCCGCGGUCUGCUGGAGGCGAGCCAUCGCGGCCAGGGCGAUCCUCCGAGCCUCCGUCCGCUGCUGCCGCCGCCCCGGCAACUAACCGGAGAGGACCCCAACUCUGUCCCGAGGGCCCCAUCCCCUACUCCGCCGCCCUUGGAGCCGCGGAAGCUGCCACCACCGCCACCUUCCGACCGGCAGCCCCCGGACCACAGAAUCAUUCCUGCUCUGGCCACACCCGCCACACCCCCCUCAGAAAGCCAGGUCGGGUACGGCAGCAAGGGCCAGACGGCCGUUGGAGUCCGCAGAGGGGCGCCUCCCCAAGCGGGCGAGGGCGAAAUGGCCCGGCCUGCGGUCUCCGAGUCCGGCCUGAGUUUGCUGUGUAAAGUCACCUUCAAGUCGGGGCCCUCUUUGGCCCCUGCGGCAGCCUCGAGUUCCUUAGCGGCCAAAGCCUCGCUCGGGGCCGGCGGAGGCGGAGGACUCUUCGCUGCCGCCUCUGGUUCCAUCUCGUACGCUGAGGUGCUGAAGCAGGGGCCCCUGGUUCCUGGGGCCACUCGACCCUCGGGAGAGGUCCCUCGAGGGACUCAGGAAGCAGAAGGCGGUGAUGGAGACGGCGAGGGGUGUUCUGGACCCACCUCGGCGCCUGUGUCCCACGCCAGGGCCCUUCCGCCGCCACCCUACACCACCUUUCCAGGCUCGAAGCCCAAAUUUGACUGGUUGAGCCCUCCCGAUGGCCCUGAACGCCACUUCCGUUUCAACGGAGCCGGCGGCCGUGUCGGGGUGCCCCGACGGCGUGCGGCCGCGCUCUCAGGGCCCUGGGGCUCCCCACCGCCUCCGCCAGGGCAGACGCACCAAGCCCCUGCGCCCCGGAGGCCUGCACCAGCCCUACUGGCGCCGCCUAUGUUCAUCUUCCCGGCGCCCACCAAUGGCGAGCCUGUGAGCCCGGGGCCGGGAGGCCCACGGGAGGUAGCCGCGGUCCCGGCCCCGACCCCGGCCCCGACCCCGGCCCCAGCCGCAGCCCCGGCUCCAGCCCCAGCCCCAUCCCCGGCUCCCACCAUAGCGGAGCCAACGCUGCCUGCGCCGGUGCCCAUCAAGGCCCGCACGCGCAGGAGUAAGGGUCCCCGCGCAGCCCGAGGGGCGACCCGUGAGGAUGGCGCACCCGGAGAUGGUCCUCGAGAACGUACUGCAGCUACCGUGACUGACGGUGGUGGCGGCGGGACUCCUCCAGCGGGGCUGGCUAACGCCAGCACCACACACCACUGGCCGCCCUUCCAGGUGCUUAACUCUUGUCCCUGCAAGUGUUACUGCCGCCACCAGCCGCGCCACCGCCGUCUACCACGCAACGUGUCUGCCUGGCUGAGCACACCCACCAACCACCUGAGUGAGCCACCCUGGGUUGCCACCAUCAAGCUGGCUGGCUCCCUGGUGGCCGGGCUGGAGCACUACGACUUGCAGACCACCCAUUCCAACUGAGUGCAGUCUGCUCAGUGCCCUCUGCCUGCCCCUCCUCGACAAUAAA
Molecule: messenger RNA, 3221 nt
Organism: Ailuropoda melanoleuca (giant panda)
Lineage: Eukaryota; Metazoa; Chordata; Mammalia; Carnivora; Ursidae
Gene: GGN
Product: gametogenetin
Exons: 3
Coding region: 1346-3175 (609 amino acids)
Biological process (GO): gamete generation; double-strand break repair
Molecular function (GO): ubiquitin protein ligase binding
Source: RefSeq, a predicted model, not a curated record